This is a messenger RNA of Lacerta agilis (Sand lizard), 1191 nucleotides long. RefSeq lists its product as uncharacterized. Gene Ontology annotation, molecular function: nucleic acid binding. The transcript has 3 exons. Lineage: Eukaryota; Metazoa; Chordata; Lepidosauria; Squamata; Lacertidae. The record is from RefSeq and is a predicted model, not a curated record. Gene Ontology annotation, biological process: DNA integration. The coding region runs from base 268 to 1191 and encodes 307 amino acids.
CACAGAGACGCUCUGUAUGUGCCAGACGGAGAACUGCGAGCCAGGGUGCUACGCCAGUGUCAUGACUGUCCGACAGCUGGUCACUUUGGGAGGUACAAGACACUGUACCAUGUGACGCGUCAGUUUUGGUGGCCGCAAGUGCGGAAGGAUGUCUGGGAGUACGUCAGAGCCUGUGAUGUUUGCCAGCGCGCCAAGCGACCCCGAGAAGUGCCGGCGGGGCUGCUACAACCACUACCUACUCCAGAGGGGCCGUGGGAGACGAUAGCUAUGGAUUUCAUUACUGACCUCCCGGCCUCACAACAACAGACAGUAAUCUGGGUGGUUGUAGACCUUUUCACCAAAAUGGCCCACUUCAUACCCUGUAAGGCGCUGCCGACCGCCCAAGAAACAGCCCGGUUGUUCAUUGAUCACAUUUUCCGACUGCACGGGCUACCCCGUCAAAUUGUGUCAGAUAGAGGGGCCCAGUUCACUUCCCAGUUCUGGAGGAAAGUCAUGCAAUUGCUAAAGGUGGAGGUAUGCUUGACCUCCGCGCGGCACCCUGAGAGCAAUGGCGAGGCGGAAAGGACCAAUGCCACACUGCAACAAUACCUGCGCUGCUAUGUUAACUAUCGGCAGGACAACUGGGUGAGUCUACUUCCCUUGGCGGAAUUUGCAUAUAACAAUGCCUUGCAUGCCUCCUCACAACAGUCCCCGUUCUUUGCCAACUACCGCCUACCGGCUACAAUGCGGAUUCACCCGGUGUUCCACCGUUCACUGUUAUCGCCAGCGAUACCAGCACACCGCUAUCAACCUGUCAAAGAGAUACCACCGCCCGUCACGGUGGAUGGGGAAGUGGAGUACGAAGUGGAACAGAUCCUGGACUCCCGGUGGCGACGGCGGAAGCUGCAAUAUCUCAUUGCCUGGAAGGGGUAUGGGCCGGAGGCAAACUCCUGGGAAGAUGCAGAGCUUGUCCAUUCCUGGCUGCGCCAGAGGCCACAGCCGCCACCCGGUGGUGUCUGGACGGAGGAGGCCGGUGCUAGGGCGUCCGCGCGGCGGCUGCUUUCCAGAGGCUGGAGCCCUCGCUCCUCUCUGCUUGGCCGCUGCGAGGGGUGUCAGGCAUGCGCUCUGCUAAUGGUCCCACCGGGGGACUCGCCAGUUGCCAGCCUGGACGCUCGCUUGGCGCUGGGGUCUGUGCAGGGCGAGGGCGUGUGA